AUGUUGCAGGAAAAUGUGGUGUCCGGGAUGGGGGACGAGCUUGCGAUCGGUCAGGAGGGUCAGACUCAGCAGUCACAAAACAGCGGGCAAUCACAACAUUUGAAACGCCAGGAAUCAAAUACAUCUUCAGACGAUAAGACGACAGUUGUUGCGACAGUGUCCAACGUGGUGGAUAUUGGCUCACAGACAACGGGGCUGAGCACAACAGAAACCCCCUCCGCCACAUCUGACGAGUCCACUCAAGCAACGACAUCUGGCUUGUCGGCGGAGUCAGGUUCGGUCACGGCACCAACUUCGGCAACCGGAUCCGCCGACGGGCAAUCGACCGCGUCUCCAGCGUAUUCUUCUCCCACCGCAGAUACUCCUACAGUGACCACGGCCACUGAGCCGUCCACCUCCGUUCCUGCGUCCAGUCUGAAUCCGUCCAAAACAUCAACUCCUCUCUUUGGCGCUACCUCGACCCAUCUUCCGGCAUCCUCCACCCCGAUUCGACCGACAAGCACGGGCACCGACUCAAGCGCAACUUCGACCCAGACUUCCAGCACAGCUACCACGUCAAGUUCAAGUGUGUCCUAUGUUGACGGCUAUCAAACCGGCACAACGACUUCUCACGUUUCAUUUGGUACGGCCACGACAUCCCUUUCUUGGUCUGGUACGUCCUCCUACGCUGGAGCCUGGGGGACGGCCACGAAUGGCGCAGUGGGAGGAGCAGACGCCACUGCCACCGGGCCAUCACCAUCGGCAACCACCGCAGCCGCCGCUGCUGGCGGUCUCAGCACUCAAGCGAAAGGCAAGAUAGCUGGCGGUGUAGUUGGGGGAGUAGCGGGUGCCAUGGUGUUUGUUGUCUUGCUUUGGCUUCUGCUGCGCCGACGCAAGAGGGCCAUUCUUCCUCAGACACGUGAUGCUCUUCCUGCAGCGGACAUGGCUGGUACAGCCACUACCGAAGGAUCCAUUACCCGCUCGGCAGAAAUGACUUCGCGCCGAUCCAGCAAUGACCCGUUAUUUACCGCCUCGUACUUUGCUCCGGCGUUCAUGCAGCGGUGGCGCCAAUCGCACAUGACCACUCGUACGACGGACUCGGUGUGCUCCGAUAGUAGCGAACGUGGCUUUCAGAAGAUUUCGGGCCGGAAAAUCCCCUCAGUGCUGCAUUCGGGCGGGGAUGGGUAUGGUGGCGGCGUCGAGCAGACCUCACCCACGGCAUCUGAGCCCAGCUCUACCUAUGCCGCUCCAGGAUCUCCGGUGAUCCCGCGGUCGCCUCCCUCGCAGCCCCCGUUGACUACACCGUAUGGCAUGCCCCUAGACACGAGCUAUACUCGAGAAGCGGAUGAGCCUCUGCCGGUGGUCAAAUUCCGUCCAUCUCCUGCUCGGACUGUGACGGGGUCCAGUGGUGGUCUGAACAGCGAACCUUCAGCGCCGCGUAUGAUUCCGUCCGUGCAUGUGCAGGUGUCUGGUUCUCUUUCGCCGACCAUGCCCAAACGGCCAGAUGCGUUAGGUCGAAGUCAUCCUAGUUUCGAUGGCAGUCGAGGCAGCCGAUUCACGGAAAGUAUCUAA
Molecule: messenger RNA, 1551 nt
Organism: Aspergillus aculeatus ATCC 16872
Lineage: Eukaryota; Fungi; Ascomycota; Eurotiomycetes; Eurotiales; Aspergillaceae
Exons: 1
Coding region: 1-1551 (516 amino acids)
Source: RefSeq, a predicted model, not a curated record